AUUCUUAAAAUCUGAUCGCAGCGUUGCGAACCACAUGAAACUCGCAAGCCCGCAACACCGGCGUAAACUGUCAAUAUUUCAAAAAUGCGCUGCUUGUUUUUGUAGGUUAGAGCGGAUUUACUGAAUAUAAAGUUGUUUAAAAUCUAGUUUCACAUGUCAUUAAUACGAUAAGAACUAUGGAGUCCUUGCGCAGAGGAUUUAUCCUGGCGUGCAUUACUUACAUGUGUAUAAAAACCAGUAAAAGUGCCAAGAUAAACACGCCAAGGGUGCUUCUGCCUUGGUUUGAAAAUUUGACCGUGAACUUCACGUUUGAAAUAAUAGAAGGUGGUUGUUAUACUUGGAGUUUGUCUCGCGAUGACAUCAUCGAUUUGGAGCCUAUUUACGACGACUCUUGGGGGCAUUGUUCCCGUGCUGCAAGAGUUUCCGUGUCUAAAUCAUGCAAGCCGCCCGGCUCCGUGAUUAUUCUUGCGGAAGAGGUCAACAGCGGCGAGAUAUUGCGGGGAGAUGUAGACAUAGACAUGAUCAGCUCACUAAAGGUAGUGAGCACAACUUGGAAGCUCUACUUGGAAGAGGCACCUGAGGCUUUUGAGGUGGUUGCUUAUGAUGAUUCCGGUAACACAUUCUCAACAUUAGAAGGAGUGAGUUUCACAUGGACCAUAGAAAACCUUGGCAAUAAUAUUGGAAAAGAUCCAUUAGUCACUUUAGUCCGAUGGAGCGACACAGACUACGAAGCACCUCGCAGCAUAGCCGAGCUAGAGAGCCUUGGCGUGCGCUCCUACUCCGUGCUGCUCUACGGCCAGGCCAUGGGCGAUGUGCGCGUUACCGUCUGUCUAAAGGACAUCUGUACUGAUUUUAAGCUGAAUGUGGUUGCUAGCGUGGUUUUAACGCCAGCCAUAGCGACCAUAGCACCGGGAGACACGCUGCGAUAUAGAGUGGUCCGUGCUCGCGCAGGCCGUCUCACCAUCCAAGACGUUGCUGAAACUCUUUACCAUAUGAACGUACCAACCUCCGACAUAGCUCGCCUAGAGGACGCUAUAAGCCUAGUCCGAGGCACCCAAAUCGGCACAACCAACGUUCACCUCUUAUCCGGCGCCACUGAAGUCGCUACAGCUAUUUUAAAAGUAGCUGAGCCUCAUAGUAUCAAAGUUUCUAUAAGACCGGCAAAAUUAGUUAUCCAAUCCGAACUAUUUAUUAUACAUUGCGUGGUAUACGAUGAGGAUGGACAUGCGUUGACGGCGGGCGAUGAAAUGUUGAUAAGGUUGACGGUCGAGGGCGAGGCGAAUGUGGACUUGGUCAGGUCGACGGAGAAUGGAACUAUUACUGACGCUGUGGCGAAUAAUGCGGGGAGUUUCACUGUCACGGCUAAGCUCUAUUCUGUUGCUGGGAGGAGUGUUUCUCGAAGGGUGGAAGGCAAAGCCUCAGCAGUGGCAAUAGAGCCAUUAGCAGUAGUGCCUCCAGAACUUUACGUGGCAUGGACUGAUACUACUCAGGAAAUCCAGCUAAGGCAUCGUGGAGGCGGCGACGAGGCAGUCCAAUGGUCUGAAGUAGAAACCGCGGACUCUCUUUCCACCUCGCUCUCUCCCGCGGGCAUGCUAGCCGUCCGCGGCACCAGUGAGAUAGACGUCCGAGUGCAACUAAAGGAUUACCCUUAUGUACGGGCUUUUGGCAAAGUGCUAGUUGCGCCGCCAGAGCUGAUCCAAGUAUCUAGUUCGGGACACGCUCGCGUCGGCAAGCCACAUCAUCUGCACAUCGCGUUGACAGCAACUCACCCGACUACUGGCGAAUACUACAACUUUCAUACAUGCAACUGUGCGUCAUUUGCGGUGUCUCUGCUCGAAGGUCCAGAGCCCCACAACGUCACUGCAGCCCCCUGGGUGGAGCCCUUCGACGGCGCUUGCUGCGUGAUAGAGUGUGCUUGGGCGACUCGCGGCGUGUCGCUGCUGCGCGUGUCGCGCGGGCGCGCGGGCGCCACGGCGCGCGUGCUGGUGCGCGCGGCGCCGCGCCUCGUGUGGCCGGCGCGCGCCGCCGCGCUCGUGGGCGCCACGCUACCUGUGUUAGCCGAGGGUGAAGCCCUACUGCCCGAGUCGAAUGACCCCCGCAUAGCGGAGCUAACUUCACGUGACGGGCCGCCGCCGCACCGCCAUCCUGAUCUGCAACUCUUUACACUGUCCUGUCGCAGGAAAGGCGACACCCGCCUCUCUCUCAUCUCAGGCGCUGAAGAACGCGAGUCUGCCGAGUUCGAUUCUGCAUGCGCACAACACGUAGCGCGCGUGCGAUUGGAACCAGCCGACGCUAACAACUGCUCUGGAGGACCGAAAAUAUGGCUACGUCCCGGCCACGAAGUGACAGUAAAGGUCACUCUACUCGACGCGCUGGGCAGGGAGCUACUCGACGAGUUAGGCCCGCGCGUGUCGUGGGAAACUGAACCUAAUCACCCUGGUAUAGAGUUCAGAGCCGUCGACAGACUGUUUAUUGAACACCAUCCUGAAUACGUGCCGGUGCCAGUGCCCCACAAGUACUAUCAGCUAGUGGUAGCAGACGAGCAGGCUAUUGGUUGGAGUGGGACUUUGAAAGCGAGCAUUCCUGAGGCGUCCGCUAGUAUUCAGGCGAGGGUCGUCGCGCCACUCAAAUGUGACCCACAGAAGAUAAGCGUAGCGUGGGAAGGCGAAACCGUAUCAAACAUAGCGACCGUCUCCGGCGGCAGCGGGAAGUACGCCGUAGAGACGCCCAAAGGCUCUAGCGGCAGCGUGGACGGCGGGAAACUAGCGGCAGUCGUUCCCGGCCCGGGGAGUUAUGACCUGCUUGUUGUGGACCAGUGCGUGGCUGGCGAUAGACAACAUGUUGAAGUCAACAUUGAAGAAGUGCUAACCGUAGAAGUGUCUACGUCCCGGGCCGUGUGCGUGGGCGCGUGCGUGCCCGUGUCCGCCAUCCUGCGCGGCGCGUCCCGCGCGCGGCUGCGGGCGGCGCGCGCCGUGCAGUGGCGUCACGACGCGCACUUCUCCGUGCAGGACGGCCAGCUGUGCGGCCUGAGGGAGGGCGCGGGGAAGCUUAGGGCUGUGUUCGGGGGCGUGUCUAGUGCUGAUCAUGAGGUUUUAGUGUUCCCGCCCCUGAGCGUGGUGCCGCCCCGGGCCAGGCUGCCGCCGAGCGGCAAGCUGCAGCUGCGGCACGAGGGCGGCCCGCCGCCGCACCUCGCCGCGCUGCACUACAAGCUCUACGAACAUUCGAGGGCCGUUGAGGUCAGCCAAUCCGGGUUGGUGCACGGACUUUCGACGGGCACGGCGCGCAUCCGCCUCGUUGCGCUCGACAUCUCUGACGUUGAGAUGGCCAGCGCUGACGCUGAAGUUGAGGUGAUCCCCAUAACCGGCAUCCGAGUACGGGCCGCGACACAGACCCUCCUCGUGGGCUCGCCGGCGCCGCUGUGGCUAGAAGCGGCCGGCCUGGGCGCGGCGGCGCUGGCCGCGCUCCAACCCGCGCCGCGGGUCGCCUGGGCGCUGCGCGACCCGACUGUGGCUAGGCUGCACACUACACAUGUUGACGAUAAAUUGGAACGAAGCGUAGCAGAAGGCUUGUCAGUUCGAGUGAUUCCCCUCAAGCCCGGAGUUAUUACGAUCGACGUGCGAGUUCGAAAUUUAGGACAGGCAGCAGAAACCCGUUCCUGGGACAGCACCGUGGAAAUCCUCGCCGUUUCCGACAUUGCCGUGUCAGUCUACGGCCUCCCUAAAUCACUGGAGACCGGAGACCGGCUGGCCCUGGCCGUGGGUUCCACCAUCCGUUUGAAGUCUUUACCAAGGAGCGCUUGGCAGGCCUUUGGAGAUGGCUCGUUCGAAGUAUCCUCCAACGGGGAGCUGAAGGCUCACAGCGUGGGAUAUGGCGUCGUCGUGGCCCAGCAUAAGGACGAGAGGAAUAAUAUUUAUAGGGAAACUACUAUACACGUGGAAGUGUCGACGCCCGCAUACUGCACGGCGGAGGCGAGUGGCGCGAACGAAGACGGAGCGCUGCGAGUGGUUCUCCGCAGCUCUUUGGGCCGCGAACUACUGGCGCCUGAUGCGAAUGUCAGCGCCGCGCCUCUGACGACGCACGUGCGCAAAGUAUCUGACAGUGCGCAAGGGCCGGAACUGCUGAUCUCAGGCCUAGACUCCACAGGGUCGUUUAUGACCUUCAAAGGAACAGCGGGCGGGGUCACAGUCAAAGACGAAGUAUGGGUCACCGGUUCAGACUCGCAAACUGACAGGAUUUUUGUGACGGGCGGCUGGGUCGUGUGCCUGGAAGGCGUGGGCUGGGCGGCGCCGGCCGGCGUGGGCGUGCACGCGGGCAGCGGCGCGGCGGCCGCCGUGCUGGCGCGCCCCGGCGCCGCGCGCCACACGCUCCGGCGCGACCGGCCCGCCGCCACCAAGACGCUGGUGCAGCUGCCGCUGGACAAGAUGGAAUUCCACCAAGGCGAAUGGCCAGCUACCAUGGUCCCGCUCUCCAUGGAAGCAGCGGGGCUGACUUCUGGCCCCGUGCUAUGCUCAGAGGAACAGAAGUAUGCCCUCGAAGGCGUGCCUCUAGAGUUGCCCUUCACAUGUCGCGCCAGCAAGCCGCAUGAAGGCAAGCCUGUCGCUGACUUGCUUAACGGUCAAAUCGGCUGCUCGGUGAUUCCGGCUGGCCCGAUCACCCAAUCAUCUGAAAUCGAGCUCUGCGCCGAGUGGGGCACCCACAGAACCUGCACCAAAGUCCUCCUGGUGCCUCCAGUUAAACUGUCGGCGUCUAAAGUGUCGCUUCUCAACCCGCCGGCAAUCUUCACCGUGUAUGGAGACUCGCAAGCCCUGAAGGGUGUUAGGUUGACGCCUUCGCCGGGCUUGAAGAUUGAGCAGACUAGCUCAAAUGAUGAGAUAAGUGUAGAAGUGACCUCAGAAGCGUCAGUGUGCGGACUUGGUUGGGUGACGCUGAUGUCGCGGCUAACAGGACAGGAGUUACGCGUUGAGGUGGAGCGUUCGUGUGACGUAGCGUGCGGUACGCUGUUGGGUGCGUUGUUUACGCUCGUGCGGCCUUUCCUGCCCACGCUUUUGACGCUAGCUGCCGUGGUCGUGGCCUACAUGUACAUCCAAUACCGCUGGAACGAGAAGGCCCGCCUGCGCCUCCCGCAGGCCCCCGAGUCGGUGCUGCCCGCGCCGCCCCCGCCCCCGGCCCCGGCCCCGCGCCGCUCGUGGUCGCGCAGCCCGUACGCCGCGCCCGUGUACGGCGACGCCGACUCCGACACCUUCUCGCCCAACUCUACCCGGAUACACUCGAGGUUCUUGUAGUGCAUUGUGAUAUUUUACCUAGUCGGUUGGACUCAAACCCUAAGUUCGUUAAGAAAUAUUAGUAUUUUAUGCAACAGUUGUAUAAGAAGGGUCAAAAAAGGCGAGUGGCGUGAGUUACGUAAAGUAAAGGAAUACGCCACGAGAAUUUUUUGACCUACUUAUACAACGUUGCAUACAAUAUUUUUCCUACGAGUCAACAAAAAUAAAUCUUAAUUUAGGUAAACAAAUUACAGCAAAAGUAUAUAGCCAAGACGCGCGAGCAUACCUUGUUACGCGCCCGGCCCGCCCCGGGCCGCGGCCGGCCGGUCAGCGACACCUUCUCGUAACUCAUGAGGCCCUGGUACUUGCUACUUGCUAAAUUAAUUUUUUAGACAGUUCUUUCUCAAUUUUGGCCACCGUAGCCUACGGAGACUAACAAGCAACGCUAACCGGUCUUCGUAGUCUAUGGGUGUUGCUAUAUUACGGGUGUCACAUGCGUGUUUCUGACUUAUGAAGUAAUUAUUUUUGCUAUGCAACCAAAUGAAUAUUUUGUAAGUUGGCAGCAAUGCACUUAGUUUAAAACUGUAUUCGUUUUGUUAGGUUGGUAGCCAUUAAUCGCAGUAACGUUAUAGCUUAUAAAAGCACAAGAGCUUUUAUGAGGAAUAGACAAUAUAGACUUUUCUUGAAACCUUUUAUGUAUGUUCUUAUAUUCGUGUUAAUGAAUGCAUAAAUGACAGAUAACAGUAGAGGAGUAGGAAAAUAAUUUUACAGUGUCUAUGGAUGGUAUUCUACCUGUCUAUUCAAUUUGCAUCACAUAUUUUGCUUAAGAGCCCAUCAACGUGCUCACUACCGCCACUGGAAAAUAAUUGUGACUGUUUAAAUUUAACGAUAGAUAUUUAAAAAAAGCGGCCAAGUGCGAGUCGGACUCGCCCAUGAAGGGUUCCUUUAUGACGUAUUAAAAAAAACUACUUAAACUACUAGAUCUCGUUCAACAUUUUACCACUUUGGACACACA
This is a messenger RNA of Cydia pomonella (codling moth), 6276 nucleotides long. RefSeq names its product nuclear pore membrane glycoprotein 210 (gene Gp210). The coding region runs from base 177 to 5282 and encodes 1701 amino acids. Lineage: Eukaryota; Metazoa; Arthropoda; Insecta; Lepidoptera; Tortricidae. The record is from RefSeq and is a predicted model, not a curated record. The transcript is spliced from 31 exons.